CUCAACCCUCCUCCUGAAACCCUGCAGUGCCAGCAUGAAUUCCUACAAGACACUGUGGGAUCCCCAAGAGUACCCUCAUACGCGUCGUUCAGACCAUGUCGACAUUUAUAAAAGCGAGAAACACGGUGAAGUGAAGGUCACGGACCCUUACAACUGGCUGGAAAAACAUGGUGCAGAGACGGAUGCCUGGACCACAGCCCAGGCAGAAUUUACUCGGAAGUUUCUGGACCAGAAUCCUCACCGCAACGACCUAGAACAUCAGCUGCGGGAGAACUUUGACUAUGAGAAGUUCUCACGACCAGUCCUCAAGAAAGACGGUCACUGGUACUGGUCAUACAAUAGCGGCCUGCAAGCUCAAUUCGUCUAUUAUCGAUCCAAGGACGCCACUCUCCCACUGGUAUCCAGCCAAUCAGGCCCCGAACAAGGGGCAGAUAUUUACUUUGACCAAAACUUAAUUACGGAUGAUGGUACUGGGGCAUUGGCCACGACGGCAUUCUCCGAGUGUGGUCAAUAUUUCGCCUACGGGAUUUCUCUGUCGGGAAGUGAUUUCUGCACGAUAUACAUCCGGCGUACAACCGCGCCUUUCGUGGACAAGACGCAGCGGGAACUUUCCUCAGACCCGGGUCGUUUCUCUGACGAGCUUCGCUUUGUCAAGUUCUCGUCCAUUGUAUGGACAAAAGACUCCAAGGGCUUCUUUUAUCAGCGCAUGCCUGCGCGUUCGUCUCAUGGAGAGGCGGGAGAAGACAAAGCUGGAACAGAGACAGACAAAGAUGAAAAUGCUAUGCUCAUGUACCACAGUGUUGGUACCGCACAAUCCGAGGAUAUCCUCGUCCUGAAAGAUGCGGAGCAUCCUCACUGGAUGUGGGGGCCGCAGGUCACUCUCGACGGAAAGUAUCUCGCCGUGUAUAUCUCGAAGGAUACGUCAAGGAAACAUCUCCUUUGGAUAACCGACCUGACGAAAAAUGAGAUCGGUCAGAACAUGAAAUGGACCAAAGUGAUCGAUGAGUUUGACGCCUCAUACAAUGUAAUUGGUAAUGAUGACUCGAAGUUCUACUUUAUGAGCAACAAAGACGCUCCAAGGUACAAGGUCAUUACGAUUGACAUAUCCGACGCGAACCUUACUCGCAACGAACUCGUUCCCGAGGACAAGGAGGCCAAGCUUGAAAGCGCCAAUCUAGUGAACGAAGACGCCUUUGUUUUGGUCUACAAGCGGAAUGUUAAGGACGAGCUAUACCUCCACGAUCUAAGCGGCAAGCGGCUGAAGCGACUUGCGGCGGACUUCGUUGGAAAGAUCGAAAUAUCAUCACGACGAGACCAAAGCUGGUUCUUCGCUACUCUUAGUGGCUUCACUACUCCGUGCACGCUCGCUCGCUACGACUUCAAAGAGCCGAAAGAGGAGGUCCGUUGGAGUGUUUACAGGACCACGAAACUUGAGGGCCUAAAUCCUGAUGAUUUCUCCGCCGAACAAGUGUGGUAUAACAGCACAGAUGGAACACGAAUUCCGAUGUUCAUUGUAAGGCAUAAAUCAACGCCGAAAGAUGGCACUGCCCCAGCCAUUCAAUAUGGCUACGGAGGCUUUACGAUCUCUAUCAACCCCUUCUUCAGCGUCGUUUUCUUGACGUUCUUGCAGCGCUUCCAUGCCGUUCUGGCCGUGCCUAAUAUCCGAGGAGGAGGCGAAUUUGGGGAAGAAUGGCAUCUAGCGGGAACUAAAGAGCGCAAGAUGAACGUUUUCAACGACUUCAUAUCCGCAACUCAAUACCUGAAGAACACCCAAAUCGCCGCUCCAGAUAAAAUCUCCAUCAAUGGAGGUUCCAAUGGCGGUUUGCUGGUCGCCGCCUGUGUGAACAUAGCGGCGGAAGGGACAUUCGGCGCCGCUGUAGCAGAAGUAGGGGUGUUGGACAUGCUGAAGUUCAACAAGUUCACAAUUGGCCGAGCUUGGACCUCCGACUAUGGUAAUCCUGACGAUCCCCACGACUUCGAUUUCAUCUAUCCUUACUCGCCGCUGCACAACGUUCCAAAGAAUACAACCUUACCUCCGACGAUCCUAUUAACAGCUGAUCAUGAUGACCGUGUUGUACCUCUUCACUCGUUUAAGCAUGCAGCGGCACUACAGUACACCCUACCGAAAAACCCGAAUCCCCUUCUCAUCCGAAUCGAGAAGAAAGCUGGGCACGGAGCCGGUAAAAGCACAGAACAGAGGAUCAAAGAGGCCGCGGAUAAACUUGGCUUCAUCGCACAAACUCUCGGCUUGAAGUGGUACGAAGAAUAGAAAGGCCACCGUCCAUAGUACAUUGCUUGGGAAUUCCCCUCCGGAUUGUGCUGGUCUUUUUAAUAGGGUCAUUUGAAAUUACAGUAAUCGAUCAUCCACGGGAAGUCAUCAUUCCCCCUUAAACAAAUAAAGAAUUUCCGAAUUGC
Messenger RNA from Fomitiporia mediterranea MF3/22, 2415 nucleotides. Its product is annotated as prolyl oligopeptidase. The coding region runs from base 35 to 2269 and encodes 744 amino acids. Gene Ontology annotation, cellular component: cytosol. NCBI's taxonomy places the organism in Eukaryota, Fungi, Basidiomycota, Agaricomycetes, Hymenochaetales, Hymenochaetaceae. The record is from RefSeq and is a predicted model, not a curated record. The transcript is spliced from 18 exons. Gene Ontology annotation, molecular function: oligopeptidase activity; serine-type endopeptidase activity. Gene Ontology annotation, biological process: proteolysis.